Tilletiaria anomala UBC 951 is the source of this 4646-nucleotide messenger RNA. RefSeq lists its product as uncharacterized. Lineage: Eukaryota; Fungi; Basidiomycota; Exobasidiomycetes; Georgefischeriales; Tilletiariaceae. The record is from RefSeq and is a predicted model, not a curated record. The coding region runs from base 226 to 4431 and encodes 1401 amino acids. The transcript is spliced from 4 exons. Gene Ontology annotation, molecular function: nucleic acid binding.
AUUGGUGGUUGCUGGUGAUGAUAGUGAGCCUAUACGUCACGUCCAUGUGCGUUGUUCAACGCAUUGUUCAGGUGCAGGAAGAAGUUUGCCAAUGAGGAGGAGAGCUAGCACGCUUCAGCUGCCAGGCCUGUCGCAUUGCUUGUCCAAUAGAGCUCCUUAUUGCAUCGUAGAUUCAAAACCAAGGUGCAUUAAACAUAUCACUUGGGAAGCGAGAACAAAAACACGAUGUGCAAGAAGGAGCAGUCAAACGAUGUUGCACGUGCUGGAAAUCAAGGUUUGAAUGGCUCUGCCACUGGUGCCCCUCCAUCUCGAGGUCGCGGACGGGGCCGAGGGGCUAGAGGCACUGGCCGAGGCCGAGGCGGUCGAGGCAGGGGAGCAAGAGGAGGCAUUCUGGGCCCAAUGGGCUUUGAUUCGCAUCUUCUCGAGCAAUUCACGCAGGGAAAUUCAUCACCGCGCGGCAGUCGAGGCGGCUCGGGGAGUUUGACUCCCCGCGGCGCAGGAAGGGGCUCAAGAGGUCGCGGAGGCCAUCUUGCCGUGCAGGGUGCCAAUGCCGUUCAAUUCAACUACGAUGACCUCAACAAAAGAAGUGCUACCAGGAAUCGAGACAAGGCGAGCGGGAGUGCAGACACAGCGGUCGACGCUCAAGUGAUGUUGGCGGAGACAAAAGCACAACCGUCGAAUGCCGGUCUCUGGGACGGCGUCGCGUCCGAUUCGGACGACCCUAGGGAAGAUGUUGCCAUUCAGCUCCAUCAUUCUUACAAGCGCAAAGUUGUACCUCAUAGCGAAAUCCAACAUCCACCUUUCCCUGCAACCAGCUCGCCGAGCCAAGAACACACGGACUACGACCUCGCUGUUUCCUUGCAGCAGCAGCAAUUACUAGGUAGUAACACUGCUGCUAUGCCAUCAAAGGCGAGGAGAAAGAGGGCGGACAACAGUGGCCGGAUUAAACAGACGAAAUUUCCCGAGUUUUAUACCUCACGUGGAGUUGAUGAUGCUGGGCCUGCCUCUGCGCCUGGUGUCACUACUUAUGGCGGCAAGGCGAAUAAGAACCCCAAGAUUCGUCCGAUUGAGCAGGAAGGCGACGCGCGAUAUCUUGCUGGAAUACCACCGGCUUAUCGGGCGCAAUUCGGCCUCGGGCCAACUUGGGCCGCCAGGAACGGGGGCAGUGGCAAGUUUGACGGCGGAGACGGCUCUAAGUUUUCCUCAAGAGGACAAUUCGGAAAGCAGCUGCGCUUCUCUGGCGCCCGCGACGCAGACGAAGGCAGAGCGCGCCUGCAUGUUCCGAUCCUGUUCAAGAAAGCUGAAGGCGAAUGGAAGAAGGGCGAGUGGAACAAGCUGGAUGGCAGUGAUACCUCUCAGCAAGGCGAGGUCAAUGAGCAGGGCAGAACGCAAGAGGAUGCUAUCGACUUAGUGCAUAAAGCUGAGAAGGAAGUUCUGCGUCUUACCAGCAACUCUUCUGCCGCAUGGGCUGUCGGCGGGGCUGGACUCGGGUUCAAGCCGCCUGCAGUUGCCGAUGCACAAGUCGCACAUCCUCCAAGAAGGCAAGCUUACCAGCCACCAGAAAACAUCGAUCUCGACGCCCUCGUGAGGGAUGUCCUUGGUCCCGAGCUGAUCGCGUCAACAGAGAAAUUUGGCUCAGUGCAGCAAAUCGAGGCCGCUGCAGCCGCCGCUGAACGACAGGAUGCAUUUGUACGGCAUCUGCUGGCUGUGUAUCCUGGCAGCCAAGUGCUGCCGCAAGACCAGAAUGCCGAGAUGUCACAUAACCAGCAUUCUUCAUUCCCAGUCGGGUCGCUUGUGGCCAGAUCCGAGCUUUGCGAUCACGAUAAGUCUAAUAGUGAAGAUGACGAAGAAGAUGACGAUAUUGUUCUCAUCCCGCAGGCGUGGCUUCGUGACGGGUCGCAACCUGCUAUGGGAAGCUCGCAUCCAGGUGAGAGUGACUCGGAGGAAGAACGACAGCUGGAUCAGAUCCUUGCGGCGGCUGCAGCCCAAAGACUGGCAAGAGGCGAAGGUGCCCAGGAUGCCGAGACGCCCCAUGGCAAGCCGUCUAAGAACCAACCAAUCGUCAUCGACCUCGGGCAAGAGUCUGAGGAUGCAGCUGAUUCGCCGACUUUGCCGACUCCUACUACCGAUAUGGACACUGAGAUGCAGAGAGACCAAGAUCUUUUCGUCCUGGAUACCACCGGGGAUGCUGAGUUGAAGGACUCUGGGGAUUUGAGCUUACCCUCCUUGCGUCAAGGUGAGGUGAAGGAGAUUCUGGGGGAGGGCACGGCGCUAGUCGAAGCCAUUGAGCACACCGAAUUGCGCUCUAUCACCAUCCUUGAAGAGCCUAUCAGUGCACCCGCGGCAACGACUUCUGCAGUGGCAUUCUCCGCACUGCCGCCUGCGCCUCGAUCUAUCUGGAACGCGCUUAAUCGGCAGCCACGAGGGAAGGGCAAGAAGGCUCGGAAUGCCGGGAAGAAGGCUCGUAGGCGCCAGAGAGCUGAAGAAACCGUGCGAUCUGAGCGCUCGGCCAUGGUGCCUCGGAUCGGAGACUCGGACAUAGAAUGGGGCAGCGACGGGCCACCAGAAAUGCGGGAUGGGGAAGCUCUCGAUCAAGAUAUGCAAUUGGGCGAAGAAAGUGGAUCCGAUGAUGGAGAACUAUUCGGUGAAGCGCUCAGGAUUGCUCUUGCGGCAUCGGCUGGCGCACCUCAAUCGAAGGAGCAGGAUGACGCCAUGCUACAACUAGCCAUGCAAGAGAGUCUCAAAUUGCAGGAAGGCGUUGCAAGUGCCGGCGUAGCCGAUGGUGGCAAGGCCCAGAGCAGCAUCGUCAUUUUUCCGCCAAAAGCCGCGCAAGGACAACGGAAGCGUAAUGGCCGCCGCUUCCGCAAGCAGAAUGUCGAUGAAGCCAUUCUAGCCGACUAUUUGGCCAAUGCGAUGGGCAACGCCGACGAAGAGGAAGAGCACAUUGACACAAUCAACCCUUCCGCAACCUCGAAGUCAGAUGGCAAGAAGGACUCUGAGAUGGACGCCAUGUUACGUUUCAUGCGUGGCAUGAGCGCGAGCGGGCAUCGCGAAAUGACGCUGCAAGAUAUCGAAGACGAGAUGCGGCUUCGCGAAGAGGAAGAGUGGAUGACCAUGAGUGAGGAGGACGAUGAAAACGAGGGGGCAAGCGAUGAAGAUAGCGAUGGACUCGUGGAAGAGCUGGCUCAGAACGACAAGGACAACAUGUUGGACCGCGUAGUCCGAAUGGCAGAGGAAAAAAUGCUGCAGGAAAGCAAAUCGGACAACAGCGAUGCGGGCAAAUCGGACGAUGGCGAACGAGCCUUCGGAUCUAUCCAGGAGGAUGGUUGUGAAUCUUCGAAUUCGGAUUCAGAUGAAGACGUUGACGGCGUUAGCGACUCGGAUGAUGGCAUGUUCCGGGGUCGGAUGACAUGGGCAGAAGGCGAUGAAGAUUUCAUACGGAUGAUCGAAAAGCUCACUGAAGAGAACGCAGUUGUCAUCAGCGGCCGCGAUCGUAACGCACGCAAAAAGCUGUUCCGGCAAAUCGAGCGCGGAGACUUUGGUGAUCUCGUCGACGAUGAUGUCGUCAUUGAUGCGGAAGACCGCGUCGUUGGUAUCGGAUCAGUUCCUCCAGUAAAGGGAGGCAAGGAACGCAAGAAGCAGUGGAAGGAAGGCGACCUGUGGGCGGAUGACCUACAGCUGCAAUGGAACAAAGAUCGCGAGACGAAAGCAAUGAACAAGAAGAAGCGCGCAGCCGAGCGUCAAGCUGCAGCUGCGGAUCCUUUCCACAACACGCAUGAUAAAGGCGCCAAAUUGGAAAGGACGGCCAAGAAAGAAGCUAAACGCGCUCGUCGCCAGGCUCGUGCUCGUGGUGACUUGGACUAUGACGAAGACGUGGACGUAGAGGAUGGUGGUAGCGGUCUUCGCCACGCGGAGAACCUGAAUGAGCUCAACGGCCAAAUCCAGAUCUUCUUGCGUGACACAGGAAACGACACGAUGAGUCUGCCGCCCAUGGACAAACGAUCCCGUGCUCAAGUGCACAUGCUAGCAGCUGCAUACGGACUGAAGAGCAAAAGUCGAGGUACCGGAAAGGCUCGUUUCCCCGUCCUCAUCAAGCUCGCCAGGAGCGGUAUUGAGGUCGAUCACCGCAAGGUCUUGCGUAUUUUGUCAGGAAAGGCAACCAUGUGGGGUAUCGGCACGAAGGCUGCUGCGCGCGGCAAGGGCAAAGCGCCCAAGACGGUUGGUCAGACAGGCGGAGGUGCUCAUGCACCGCGUAAUCGCGAAGGGGCCGAGGUUGGCUUGGGAGCUGAUAAGAUUGGCGCGGAUAACAUUGGGCACAAACUUUUGUCUAUGAUGGGAUGGAAGGAAGGUGCAGGCAUCGGGCAGGUUGGAGGGAUUGCAGAGCCAGUGGGCGCCACAGUCAAGAUAACUCGUGGUGGCCUCGGCUUUUGAAACAGUACCUGCUUUGACUGCCGGACACGCAGACAGUUGCAGCAGUGCUUGAAGGAAUGCGGUGCCACAUGUGUUUCUACUGCUUCUGUAAUGAAGGCCUACCGGGGUGGCGGCGAAGGGCGCACGAGCAUGAUGUAGAAAAUUGAUUUCUGUACAACUCCUGCACUACACCAGAUCCCUUGGCCAUAAUCCAAAAUGGCAUGAGAUGCUCCGUC